AUGAACUUUAUUCAGCUGAUCUGCGUCUUUUUUGCCGUCCUCGCCGGUCUUAUGGUGCAGGCCGCCCCUAACCACCACCACGGCGGUCACCACAACGGCCCGGUCAUCCAUCUGCCCAACAUUUUCGGCCAUAACCACCACGGUGGACAUCACGGAGACGGACAUCACCACGGAGGACAUCACCACGGGCAUGGCGACGGUCACGGGUACGGUCACGGACACGGAUACGGACAUGGAUACGGGCAUCACGGC
Molecule: messenger RNA, 252 nt
Organism: Mesorhabditis spiculigera
Lineage: Eukaryota; Metazoa; Nematoda; Chromadorea; Rhabditida; Rhabditidae
Source: the annotation of a GenBank genome assembly